Molecule: messenger RNA, 2433 nt
Organism: Trichomycterus rosablanca
Lineage: Eukaryota; Metazoa; Chordata; Actinopteri; Siluriformes; Trichomycteridae
Gene: brf1b
Product: BRF1 RNA polymerase III transcription initiation factor subunit b
Exons: 20
Coding region: 238-2331 (697 amino acids)
Biological process (GO): DNA-templated transcription initiation; transcription preinitiation complex assembly; transcription by RNA polymerase III
Cellular component (GO): transcription preinitiation complex; transcription factor TFIIIB complex; nucleus
Molecular function (GO): RNA polymerase III general transcription initiation factor activity; TBP-class protein binding; RNA polymerase III type 3 promoter sequence-specific DNA binding
Source: RefSeq, a predicted model, not a curated record
ACGCUGAAGGAGUUAGCUGACAUUUGAUUCAGAAUUCGCUUGAAAUUGAACACCCUUGAUGGAAAACUUGCUUAUUAAUUAAGUCUAUCGAAGAUAUUGGUUUGUAGAGUUUACUUCCGUGGCCGGGUUGUCUAGGGAGCUACUGUGGUCUGAAGAGGGACAAGCCAUGAACCAUUGACCGGUCAUUGGGUGGCCAAGACUCACUGAUGCCAUAGGUUUAUCACACGAGGAGUCAGUAUGAGUUCUCGGCAGUGUAAGAACUGUGGAGGGGCGGAUAUAGACAUUGACCAGGCGCGUGGCAGUGCUGUCUGCACGGCCUGCGGCUCUGUGCUUGAGGACAACAUCAUCGUGUCUGAGGUGCAAUUUGUGGAGAACAGUGGAGGAGGAGCGUCCGCUAUUGGCCAGUUUGUUUCUGCAGAUGGUCUCGCAAAAGCCCCUGUUCUGGGAAGUGGAUUUCACACAGGCCUUGGAAAGGAGUCCCGGGCUCAAACGCUGCAGAAUGGGAAACGACAAAUACACAGCCUGGGUAGCCAGCUGCAGCUGAACCAGCACUGCCUCGACACGGCCUUCAAUUUCUUUAAGAUGGUGGUGAGCAAGCAUCUGACCAGAGGCCGCAAGAUGGCUCACGUGAUAGCAGCCUGCCUCUACUUGGUGUGUCGGACAGAAGGCACGCCUCACAUGCUUCUGGACCUGAGUGAUCUCUUACAGGUGAACGUGUAUAUCUUGGGAAAGACGUUCCUGCUGUUGGCCCGAGAGCUCUGCAUCAACGCUCCUGCUGUUGACCCAUGUCUGUAUAUUCCACGCUUUGCUCACAUGUUGGAGUUUGGAGAAAAGACCCAUGAAGUGUCCAUGACCGCACUGAGGCUACUGCAGAGGAUGAAACGAGACUGGAUGCACACAGGACGGAGACCAUCUGGACUCUGUGGUGCAGCUUUGUUGGUGGCGGCCCGCAUGCACGACUUUCGGCGCACGGUGAAGGAAGUCAUUCGUGUGGUGAAGGUGUGUGAGGCCACUCUCAGGAAAAGACUGACAGAAUUCGAGGACACACCCACCAGUCAGUUGACAAUCGACGAGUUCAUGCGAGUGGAUCUGGAAAAGGAAUGUGAUCCCCCUUCAUUCAUCGCCGGCCAGAAGAAGUUAAAGAUCCAGCGGCUGGAACAAGAGCUGGUCAAAAAGCUGGAUAAAUAUGAAGGUGAGAUCAGCUCAUAUCGGGAUGAGAUUGAGACAGAGCUGGAGAACAGCAGGCCUAAACUGAGAGGAGUUUACUUCAUGUAUGCCAAAGAAGAUGCACAGGAUGGCCGUCUGUCUUUGAUGUCAGAGCUCAGUAGUAAUGAGGAACUGGAGGAUGAGGAGAUGGAGGUUGCAGCUCAGCAUCUUAGUCAAGACUUCAUCAACGAGGUCCUUCCUGAAGUGGAGCUGGGCCCACAGGGGGGCACAGAGGCACAGGAGUGCGGUAAAGAAGCAGCUGAGCUGCCAAGGGUUUCCACCCGUGUGCCCUUGAGUACUCUUCUUGGUCCAAUGCCUAGCGCUGCCAGCCUCGGCAUCACAGAUUCUAUUAACCACUGCAUGACAGAGGAAAAGGAGGAUGAGGAAGCCUCAGACAAUGGUGAGCUUGAUCUGGAAGGCAUAGAUGAGGAUGAGAUUGAAAAGUACAUCCUGAAUGAGAAGGAGGUGGAGGUGAAGACAGAACUGUGGAUGAAGCAGAAUGAGGAGUAUCUGAGGGAACAAAAAGAGAAAGAGGAGAGGAUAGCUAAAGAGAAGGAAGAGGGCACCUAUAAAGAAAAGCCUAAAAAGUCGUCCAAAAGACGUGAGCCGAUCCAAGCCAACAGUGCAGGAGAAGCCAUCGAGAAAAUGCUGGAACAGAAAAAGAUUUCCAGCAAAAUCAAUUAUGACGUGCUGCGUGACCUCAAAAGUAAAGACGCCAGCAGCAGCUGUAGCAGCCCGGCUCAUCCGACUGAGGAAGUGUCAGGUGUCGGCCCAGGACGUAAAAAGCUCACCCGCCGCAAGAAGCAGCCCAACCAGAGCAAUCUCGGCUUAGCCAAGCCUGCCAAACUCAUGGGAAAAAGGCUCCGCCCUCUUAUAUCAUCAGGUCCUAAGAAGAAGAGGACAGCUGUACAGGUUAUACCCAGUCCAGUGAUGCCACCUCCAGUGAUCCCGGUGAUCCCUCCUCCCCCUACACCGCCUCCUGUUGUAGAGAGCGGUCCUGUGGCGUAUGAGGAGCCAGCUGAGGAAGAGGAGGAGGAGGAGGUGGAGGAGCCUUGUGUCAGUGCCAUGAAGCUUAUGGGAGAGAACGAAUAUGGGUGUGAAGCAGAAGAGGAAGAGGUUUUUUAGCAUGCAGGAUUUGCUUUCAUCAUCCCUCGAGAAGGCUGUUUCUCUCCUCAUGCAGAGACAGGAGGAAGAACCAAAUGUAGAUGUGUGCUAUUAUCGUUAUCA